Messenger RNA from Cloeon dipterum, 1250 nucleotides. Its product is annotated as homeotic protein labial-like. Gene Ontology annotation, biological process: regulation of transcription by RNA polymerase II. NCBI's taxonomy places the organism in Eukaryota, Metazoa, Arthropoda, Insecta, Ephemeroptera, Baetidae. The transcript is spliced from 3 exons. Gene Ontology annotation, molecular function: RNA polymerase II cis-regulatory region sequence-specific DNA binding; DNA-binding transcription factor activity, RNA polymerase II-specific. Gene Ontology annotation, cellular component: nucleus. The record is from RefSeq and is a predicted model, not a curated record. The coding region runs from base 55 to 957 and encodes 300 amino acids.
CGGUGGCCGCUGGCAGGGCAGUGCGCCGCGGACCGGCCAUGGACUAGCAGCGAGAUGAUGUAUGGUAUGGUCUCCGACUACUCAAGCUACGAGGGCACUCAGCAGCCCCCGCAGUUUUUCCCGCAACCAGCCCCGCAGCAGCACCAGGCGCCGUACCAGGAAAAUUUCUACUAUUCGACGGCGGCUGCGGCCCCCGCGGAGACCGCAGCCGCCGAGUGUAACAUUAUCACGACCGAAACCGGGCUCAGCUACACAAACCUCGACUGCUAUGCGACGGGUGGACAGGGCGGCCACCCCGGAAGCCACCACCAUCACAACCAGUACUACCCUGCAGAUUACUACCCGACGACCGAGUACUACACCCAGCAGCAGCACCACCAGACGCAGCAGCCGCAGCCUCCUGAGUACCAGCAACGUCAGCUUCAUCACAAUCACCUGCAACAGAACCAUAGUCAACAAGCCGCCGUGCCCACCUAUAAGUGGAUGCAAGUCAAGAGAAAUGUUCCUAAGCCAGCGAGUAAAGCGACAGUAGAGUUGUUCCAGCAACACCACCAGUCCACAUCGCUGCCGAUCGGCCCAUCCGCGAUGGCAGGAUCAGGACCUUUGGGCCCAUUGUCGUCGCUAGGCCCAGUCCUGAGCGGGGCAGCUGCCUUGGCUGCCGGCGCCGGCCGCACAAACUUCACCAACAAACAACUCACCGAGCUGGAGAAAGAGUUUCACUUUAACAGAUACUUGACACGUGCCAGACGGAUAGAAAUCGCGUCUGCACUACAACUAAACGAAACUCAGGUGAAGAUCUGGUUCCAAAAUCGGCGGAUGAAGCAGAAAAAGCGGGCGAAAGAAGGAUUAAUUCCGCCGGAGAGCGUUGCCACCAGCCUGCCGAGCAGCAGUAGCAGUAACUCACCUAACCUGAGCGGGGCCCUUGCACCCCACGAGGACUCACCCUCGGCCCCCUAGUCCAAACCUCGUAUGGUUCCUCGACUCGACUCUCUGCGCAUGAGUUAAAAAUAAACAAAACCAUCAGUAUAGGAAGAUUUAGAAACAACGAAAUCGAAGUGCGUGCGGCCCUUUAGCAGAGCAAAUGACUCGUUCAGCAAAGCUCAGCACAAAAACGGACACCCUCUGUCGUGACUUUUCGUGUGCAUACUCUUUCACUUGCUGAUUCUAUUUAUUAUAUCUCAAUGUACUGAUGUAAAUAUGUACCAACCUUCGUAGAUCCUCAAUAAACUUAUUUAAUAGUUAUAUGUAAA